AUUUAAUAUGGCCGCCAAUGCAAAAAAAAAAUGGUGCAGUAAAUGAUCAACAAUAAAAAAGUUUAGGAAAUGUUUGGAGAAAUGGUUAUAGUGUAGCUUAUCCUAGCCAUACACGAGGUAAAUGGCUACGAAAUCGCAAAAGCGUCCUCUCUUUGGUAGCCUAGGUGAUUCUGAAAAUGGCACGGGCGAUUUUGGGGAAGAUGAAGGAAUUGAACUGGAAAAUGUUCAGAAACUCAGGAACGAGGAGGGAGAUGAAACGAUUGUUGGUCUGUCCUGUGACGAGGCAUACAGACGUUUCUGCGGGAUCAUCCGUCAUGAACUGACGGUGUUCAACCAGGCCAAUAACAUCGGACCAUGGCGUGAUUUUGUUAGAAUGUUGGCAAACACUAGCGCAACUUUCAAUUUUAUAUCUUUGGGUCUGGUUCUGCUUCAAAUAUUUCUCAUAAUUCUAGGCUAUGCCUUCCAGGAGAGCAGGAAGGCUUUGCCAAUGGUGGAGCUAUCUAUAAUUGUGGCCAUAACUGCUCUGAAUAUUGUUCUUGGCGUGAGGGAAGAGAGGCUGAGGAAGACAGAACUAUCAAAAAAGAUUGCCAAGUUCUUGACACAAUGCCAGGCAUAUAGAUUGUCCUGUCCUUGGUCUGACGCUUCCUAUCCACAUCUUGCCACGCCCAGUACAGAUUCCCUCUCAUUAGUUUGGACCUACCGUAAGAACAGGCUUGUCAAUGUGCCUGCAAACCUGCUGGUCGAGGGAGAUGUGAUUGUGUUGGGCCCUGGGCAGAAAUGUCCUGCUAAAGUACAACUGAAAUCUCCAAAUGGUGAGAGAAUUUUCGAUGCAGGAGAAAUAUAUCGUCCUGAGAAUGAAGAACAGCAAGCUGCAGAGCAUUUAGAAAACGAAAGACUGUUUUCCUGUCAACCAUGUCCGCGGCAAAAAUUUACGGUUGUGGAAGCCCCGCUUGAGGGAAAAUUGAGAACCACAUUCUACAGUUCUCAAAGAAGGCCAACAAGUCUGCUGGAUAAUGAACGAUGUUACGUUAUAAAACAAGUUCUGCAAUUUCGAGUGAUCCCGGUUUUUUG
Messenger RNA from Dendronephthya gigantea, 1071 nucleotides. RefSeq names its product transmembrane protein 94-like. Lineage: Eukaryota; Metazoa; Cnidaria; Anthozoa; Malacalcyonacea; Nephtheidae. The transcript has 8 exons. The record is from RefSeq and is a predicted model, not a curated record. The annotation marks the transcript as partial.